AUGGUAACACAAGAACUCCUUGUCGACGUACGCUCUCCUGGCGAGUUCUCUACCGGCUACCUCACCUCCGACAUCGCAUCUACCGUAAACAUCGAAUACCAAAUCAUCGACCAAUUACCAGAAAUCUACGCUACAAGAGGCAUAAAUGUAGGGAAAGAUGAUGCGAUCACGCUGUAUUGCCGCAGUGGUAGACGUUCGAAUAUUGCAUUGGAGAGGUUGAAGGAGCUAGGAUUUAAGAAGGUGAGGGAUAUCGGGGGGUUUGAAGAGGCGAGGAAGGUUUUAGAUCGCGAGCAGGUACAAAGGCAGUUGGACGCUGAGUUGGAGAAGAGUAUGGAUCAGACGGCCAAAGAGACAGGGAAAGAGGAGGACCCGAAGAAACAUGUUAGAGUCAAGAGCUUCGGUGCGUUAGUCGAUGGGCUGAAAGCGCUUGAGGAUUAA
Alternaria atra is the source of this 438-nucleotide messenger RNA. RefSeq lists its product as uncharacterized. The record is from RefSeq and is a predicted model, not a curated record. The coding region runs from base 1 to 438 and encodes 145 amino acids. NCBI's taxonomy places the organism in Eukaryota, Fungi, Ascomycota, Dothideomycetes, Pleosporales, Pleosporaceae. The transcript has a single exon.